Molecule: messenger RNA, 1008 nt
Organism: Nematocida homosporus
Lineage: Eukaryota; Fungi; Microsporidia
Exons: 1
Coding region: 1-1008 (335 amino acids)
Source: RefSeq, a predicted model, not a curated record
AUGGAACCAGACCAUUCCAACCAUCCCCGAUCGCGAAAAACCAAAGAACAUUGCCUUCCUGCUUAUCUGAAAUGGCGCCAUCUUGUCUCAUCUGUUGGCGAUCGUCGAUUACCAAUCUUUCUUUCUUUUCUUUUACGCGUUAUCACGUUAACGGACUCUGUUAUCUCUUUUAAUAACUCCAAAAGAAUCACAAAUACUCUUUCUGCUAUCUGUAAAACCGUUUCUCAUCUUUCAAAAACCAAAGUUAAUCCGACCCAUUAUAAACAGAUACUUUGGAUUUUUGGUGAUGUCUAUAAAUAUAAGCCUUCCUGUAUUCAGCCUAGUAAUGAACUAAUCAUUGAACAAGUUCCAUUGGAGAAUCGGUUCAUGACCUGUGAGAAGAGAGCUUUAGAUUGGGCUCGGAAAGAGUAUACGGGUGAAGAUCUUAGUUCUUUAGCCGAUCCCUUAGCCGAUCCGGCUAAACUGCAAGCAAUCGAUGAACUCAUCCUGGCUGAUAAGACGUUUCGGCAGCACCAAGCACCCAAUGAACUUGGAUCUCUUCUCCCAGGCACACCUCCCCUCCAGGCCAUUACUCUUUCCGAGUCCGCCCCAAAUCCACCUCCUCCUAACUCAAGUACUAUACCAUCUACACUAUCUACAUCAUCUAUAUCAUCUACCCAUCCUCCUUGUCCCACUCAACCCAAUCCACGCGCACUUUCAAUUCUGGAUCGAAUUAAACAAAGAGAACAAGCACGUAAAGAUGAGUUUAUUCGGAUGGAACAGGCUAAAGAUACUGAGAUAAGAAAGGCAUUUCAUACUAUCUAUCUACUGGCACUUUCAGAGAACAAGCGGUCUUUUGAAAAGUCCGUUUUAGAAAAGAGGAUACCUCUGUUUCGCCAGGGAAGUAUCAGCCUGGACGAUGUAAUUACCCAUCCAGACCAUCAGAAGCAUAUCAAGCACAAACAGUUUGACAAUCAAACCUUUCUAGUUUUUGAUUUUGACAAAUAUCAUCAAAAUUCACAACCAUAG